AUGCUUCGUAAGGAGAUUUUUGGUGCGGUUUGUGACUUUUGUCUGUUCAACUCCCUUCAGGUUUCCAUCGCCAAGGUGCUCCUCGGAGUUUUUGGGGUUGCAGUUGUCGUCAUUUUGAUAGCGGUACCCGCGGCUAUAUAUUUGCAAGAGGAUCAGGGGGGAAACAAGAAGCAGAGAGCUUUCACCCUGGAGGAUGUCUUCAACAAUUCACUGAAACCAAAGUCCUACAACAUGAGGUGGAUCUCAGAUCAUGAGUAUUUGCAUAAGUCUGAAGGCUCGGUCUACCUCUACAACGUGGUCACAAAUAAAGUCUCAGAGUUCUUGAGCAGUGAGAAGUUUAUGGAAAAAAAUGCUGAAGAUUACCAGCUGUCUGCUGACCGCAAAUAUGUUGCUUUCAUGAGCAACUAUACCAAGCUGUGGAGGCACUCAUUUACAGCUUCAUAUUCACUUUAUGACCAGGAGUUAAAUGCUUUCCAGUACUUUGCCUGGGCUCCCGAAGGGAAUAAACUGGCCUUUGUUUGGGAAAAUGAUGCAUAUAUAAAGACAAGCCCUGUGUCCCCAGCACAGCAAGUCACAUUCAAUGGCAAGGAAAAUGAGAUUUUAAAUGGGAUACCAGACUGGGUGUAUGAGGAGGAGAUGUUCUCAUCCAAUCAGGGCCUCUGGUGGUCACCUACAGGGAAGUAUGUUGCCUAUGCUGAGUUCAAUGACACAGGCGUCCACCUUAUGGAGUACUCUUGGUACGGCGAGAACCAGUACCCCAGUACUGUUUCUAUUCCAUAUCCAAAGCCAGGUACUCCUAACCCUGUUGUUAAACUGUUUGUUGUGGACACCGACAACACGACAAAAAUUACUGAAGUUGUUGUUCCAGCUUCAUUCAGCUCAAGUGAGCACUACUUGGCCUCUGUUACUUGGGUGACAGACAAUCGUAUUGCUGUUCAGUGGCUGAAGAGAGUACAAACCCACCUCAUUCUUCAGAUCUACAAAUUUAGUGGAUCCACAUGGGAUCCCGUUGAGCAUCUGGAGGUGACUAGUUCCAGUGGGUGGAUUGGAAGGUUCUCUCCACCAGAACCUGUUUUUGCUCCAGACAUGCACAGCUAUUAUCUGCUGAUGAGUGACACCAAAGGGUACAAGCACAUUCACCAUGUGGUUAAUGGCACAGCUACACCAAUCACCUUUGGAGAAUGGGAAGUCAUUGACAUUCUGAAAGUCACAGCAGAUAGUGUAUACUAUUCAAGUAACCAAGAGGGCAACAAGCCAGGAGGAAGGAAUGUUUACAAGUGGACCAAACAACAAGAGACCAAGUGUCUGACUUGUUCAAUACAUGGGGGGAAAGACUGUCAGUAUAACUCAGCUUACCUCAGCCACAAUGCUUCCUUCUACCGUAUGAGCUGCAAUGAACUGAAACCCUUGGAAGACAAUAAUGCAUUUAGGAGCAUGAUAUCUGACAUCCAAAUGCCCAGCAUGAGUCGUGGCUUUUUCAGACUUGGUGGAUACAAUCUCUGGUUCCAGAUGUUUUUCCCUCCAGGCUUUGAGAAAGACAAGAAGUACCCUUUACUGAUAGAUGUGUACGCAGGUCCCUGCAGUCAGAAAGCAGACUUCGCCUACAGGGUGAGCUGGUCCACUUACCUGGCCAGCACAGAGAAAAUCAUCAUCGCCAGCUUUGAUGGAAGAGGAAGUGGUUUCCAGGGCGACAAGAUAAUGCAUGAAAUCUACAAACGUCUGGGAACCUAUGAGGUGGAAGAUCAGAUAACAGCAGCCAAGGAAUUCAUCAAAAUGGGCUUCAUUGACAAAGACAGAGUUGCUAUUUGGGGCUGGUCUUAUGGUGGAUAUGUAACAUCAAUGGUCUUGGGAUCUGGCAGUGGGGUUUUCAAAUGUGGAAUAGCUGUGGCUCCAGUCUCCAAAUGGGAAUAUUAUGAUUCUAUCUACACAGAGCGUUACAUGCUGGAACCAUCAGAAAAUAAUCUCGCCUACACUAACUCAACAGUAACUGAGAGAGCCAAGAAUUUUCAUUCAGUACAGUAUCUCCUGAUUCAUGGAACAGCUGAUGACAAUGUUCAUUUCCAGCAGGCAGCUGAGAUAUCAGAAUCUCUGGUGGAGGAGCAGGUGGACUUUGAAGCAAUGUGGUACACUGACAAGGAUCAUGGCCUUGACGGCUCAGCCUAUCAACACGUCUACACCCACAUGAGUCACUUCCUACAGAGGUGCUUUGCAUGAAGUCUGCUGUCUGAAGUAUUAGGCCAUGUUCACACUGCA
Molecule: messenger RNA, 2253 nt
Organism: Monopterus albus (swamp eel)
Lineage: Eukaryota; Metazoa; Chordata; Actinopteri; Synbranchiformes; Synbranchidae
Product: dipeptidyl peptidase 4-like
Exons: 25
Coding region: 1-2214 (737 amino acids)
Biological process (GO): proteolysis
Cellular component (GO): plasma membrane
Molecular function (GO): dipeptidyl-peptidase activity; serine-type endopeptidase activity
Source: RefSeq, a predicted model, not a curated record